This is a messenger RNA of Humulus lupulus (European hop), 1738 nucleotides long. RefSeq names its product arogenate dehydratase/prephenate dehydratase 2, chloroplastic-like. Gene Ontology annotation, biological process: L-phenylalanine biosynthetic process. The record is from RefSeq and is a predicted model, not a curated record. Gene Ontology annotation, cellular component: chloroplast; cytoplasm. Gene Ontology annotation, molecular function: arogenate dehydratase activity; prephenate dehydratase activity. Bases 109 to 1302 code for a protein of 397 amino acids. Lineage: Eukaryota; Viridiplantae; Streptophyta; Magnoliopsida; Rosales; Cannabaceae. The transcript has 12 exons.
AAAAGUAAAACCUUUUAAUUGUUCAUAACCACCUCUCUCUCCGCCGCGCCAUUCUCGUUCUCCAUAUCCAUCCCAACCCUUCAAUAUACUCAAACAUCUCAUCACCUCAUGGCCGCGUCGGCUGCAGCACCACCACCAGCAGCUCCCACAGCUCGAUCCGCAAUCUCUCCUUUACCACCUAAAUUCUCGCCUUUCGAUCACGCGGCUCCACUAAUUUCCCUGCAUUUCUCCAAACACCGACGUAGCAUCCCUGUUCUGACCUCUGUACGCGCCGAAUACGGCGGAAAUGGCCGAAACCGCCACUCCGGAGGGGCUCUCGAGUUGCAGGGCCUCUCCGACGACCCUGGUUUCGACGUCGUUUCCAAGGACUUGCAUUCUCUUCCGAGGCCGUUGUCUUCGAGCAGGUUAUCUCAUUCUGUGUCUGAUGGAUCUCGUCUGCGUGUCGCAUACCAGGGCGUUCGUGGGGCGUAUAGCGAGUCGGCUGCAGAGAAGGCGUAUCCAAAUUGUGAAGCAGUGCCUUGUGAACAGUUCGAUACCGCUUUCGAAGCAGUUGAGCGAUGGCUUGUGGACAGAGCAGUUUUGCCAAUUGAGAAUUCAUUAGGUGGAAGUAUACACCGAAACUAUGACCUUUUACUUCGCCACAACUUACAUAUUGUAGGUGAAGUGAAAUUCGCAGUCCGGCAUUGCUUACUAGCCAACCCUGGCAUUCAACUUGAGGACCUGAAAAGAGUUUUAAGCCAUCAACAGGCUCUUGCUCAGUGUGAGCACACAUUAACAAGGUGGGGUUUGAUCAGAGAAGCAGUGGAUGACACUGCUGGUGCGGCAAAGCAUGUUGCUUUCCACAAAUUAAAAGAUACUGGAGCAGUUGCUAGCUCAGCUGCUGGGGUGAUCUAUGGUUUGAAUAUACUCGCCGAAGAUAUUCAGGAUGAUUCAGACAAUGUUACUCGUUUUCUUAUGCUGGCAAGAGAACCUAUAAUUCCAGGCACGGACCGACCAUUCAAGACAAGUAUAGUUUUCUCACUGGAAGAAGGCCCCGGAGUUCUUUUCAAGGCACUUGCCGUUUUUGCUCUACGUCAAAUUAACCUUACUAAGAUUGAGAGUCGACCCUUGCGGAAACAAGCCUUGCGAGCGACUGAUGAUAACAACAAUGGUCCAAAAUACUUUGACUAUCUUUUCUAUGUGGAUUUUGAAGCAUCAAUGGCUGACCAAAAUGCCCAGAAUGCGCUUAGGCAUUUACAUCAGGAGUUUGCUACAUUCAUGCGAGUGCUUGGAAGUUAUCCAGUGGACACAAGCAUGCCAUGAGUAGCCUUUUUUUUUUUGUUACAGAAUAUUCAGCAUUGAAGAAAUAUCUACCACUGAUUUUGACCUGUCACAAAUCUUGUUUGAAGACUCGAAAUAAUCUCAACCAUCUAACCACCGAGACAUACUCAAGUACAGAGUCUCAGUCGAGUGAUUUUCUGUUAAUUGGAAUGUUGCAGGGUCUGUGGGUCUGUUCUUUUCAACAAUAUUUAGCUAGCCAUGUAGUUACUAGGGCGAGUUCAGCCCAUCAAAAUUUUUGUAGUUCCAACCAUACGAAGGUCUCUCAUGUCCCUUUUUUACGUUUCUAUAUUUCCUUUCUUUGUUGUGUGCGUAAUAUUCUCUUUAUGUAAACUUAAUAAACAUUUAUUGAGAUGAAAAUGGUUGUGUAUUUGCCAUAUACGUAUAAUAACAUUUGCUCUCAAGAAGGGUUUGCCUCGAA